AUGCUUAUCGGUAAAAAUCAAAUAGACAAAAUGACCGAUCGUGAUGAUAUUAACGAGAUCAUUGAAAUUGAUUUCGAAGUGGGACAUAGCUCGACAAUUCGACCCGAACCGACGACUAAUCAUAAUCCACCUCGUACUCAUGAUUGGAAAGUGUAUGUACGUUCGGCUGAUGUUCAUGGUGAUCUAAAUUGUCUUAUACAACGUUGUGUGUUUUACUUGCAUCCCGAAUUUCCAAAUAACAAACGAGAAUUACGAUCAACGCCGUUCGCGAUCCGAGAAUCUGGCUAUGCUGGUUUUCAUCUGCCAAUUGAUAUAUUUUUCAAAACGAAAAAAGAACCGAAGAAAUUCCGUAUUGAAUAUGAUCUUGAUUUACAUACGAAUGUUGAAGGUCAAACGCAUCGAAAAAAGGAAAGUUAUGUGCGAAAAUAUCGGUGUACAUUCUGCGAUCCUGAUCCAGAAUUUCGACAAAAGAUCCUGGCUGCAGGCGGGAAAAUCAAAGAUACAAAUACCACAUCAACGAAUAACAACGAUAACGAUGAGAGCGAUAGUGAAGAGAAACAAGUGACAGCGCUACAAGCACCGCCAUCUGAACCAACUGUUCGGUAUACUUCGCCUCCGCAAAAGAGACCCUACUCACCUGUUCCGACUGCAAAUUCCACAACGAAAAAAGUGAAAGUCGAACCAUCAGUAAUCAAUUCGAAGAAGAAGCAAUCGCAACAGUCAACAGUCAAGAAUGAAAUUUCCACGAAAUCAACAGUGAAUCACGCCAACACCACAAAGAAACCUCAAUCAAUACAAUUAAAUAAAUCAUCAGCAUUACUUACGGAGGAGAAACUAGCGAAAAAUCCCAAUUUAACAGUGUCAUCUUCAUCUACGACAAAUGGAUCUUCUGAAGAUCCAUCACUAUCGAAAUCUCGUCUGUCGACAACAAAAUUAAAAGCAGAAAAUGACAUAAAACCCAUCGUCAUAGCAACGAAGAGAAAAGACCCUGUUCCAUCCCCAUCGAAAGCUACGAGUGCACCACAAAUUUCAUUGAAGAAACCCAUACAAAUGCCAACAAACAAACCAAUACAAAAAAUUCCGAUUAAAGUUGAACAAACAGCUGCCGUCACGAAAUCACCAUCCAAUGUGAAUAUCAAACGAGAAUCGUCACCAAGCCUACCUCCUUCGAACAGUACAGCCUCAACAGUUUCAAUCAGUAGUCUGAAGAAAAUUCCGAAAAAAGCCGCGCCACCACUUCCACCUCCUCCCCUGGUCACUGAGAAACGUGUGCGGUCACCGAUGACUCCUCCAACGUCCAGUCGCAAUUCUGAUCGAGAUAUCCACCGACAUCAAUCUUCCUCGUCGAAAAGUCAUUCCAGUUCUAAACGAGAUCGUUCGUCAACGACAAGAACGACUCCACCAUCGUCAUCCGUCAACAACUCGGCUGGUAGUCGAAGCAGUAACAGCAGUAAUCGAUCAGGAAAACAUAGUGGAACUAGUCGAGGUCGUUCGCGUUCUCGAAGUCGUUCUCGAUCGCGCUCACGUAAUCGUUCCAGUCAUCAAACACAUCACAACAGUCGCUUACAUCAUUCAUCUACGUCAUCUCGACAUUCGUCUCAACAAAAAGAUCGUUCCAACCGUCAUACGUCACCUUAUCAGCAUCAGUCGUCGACAUCAAAAUCUUCCUCUUCGCAUCACAAAAAUCGUCGUACGCCGACUCCACCCAAAUCAACACGAAGUCCUUCCCGCUUAGCUCAAUCUAACCAAGAACCUGCUGCAUCUUCGAAUGAAACAUCUGCACCAUCAAUACCAUCGUCAAUCAAUACUCCACAAUCUCGACCGGAUAGCGUUGAACCUCCGGUAGUCGCUUCAGCCACUGGAUCGCCGUCUACGCAUGUUUUCCACAGUGAAGAUGAUCAUACUCAAACUCCGAUGGACAUCGAUGGGCAAAGCGAUGAUGAUGCAAACAUACAUCGACAUCUGCCAUCAUCUGACGAUCGUGAUCAAAUAUCUCCAUCAUCGGUGCCAUACACCGCAACUAAAUCCAAAAAAUUAUUAACAAAUCGAAACUCACAAUCAGAUCAUUCCUAUUCGUCUCUUGAAACAAAUGAAAGUAAUGACGAAAGUAACCUGUCAGUAGAAGAUGACGACGAUGAAGAUCUACCAACAGUUUUAACUGACGAUGAACUCCGAACGAAAUUAAUCUACAUUUACAAACGUUUUACUUCAAAUUCCAACAAUGAUUUAACAACGUUCGUCACAUUUUUCAAACGUCAUCGUCUAAUCGACACAUCAUCGAAGUCAACUAACGGAAUGUUCACAUAUGAUCUUUUCUCGCUCAAUCCAUCGUUAAUCGAAGAAUUGGCAACCGAUCUUGGCUAUUCAACAGCUUCUCUUAUUAAUAGAACUUAA
Molecule: messenger RNA, 2394 nt
Organism: Adineta ricciae
Lineage: Eukaryota; Metazoa; Rotifera; Eurotatoria; Adinetida; Adinetidae
Source: the annotation of a GenBank genome assembly